Laetiporus sulphureus 93-53 is the source of this 493-nucleotide messenger RNA. RefSeq names its product Non-heme 11 kDa protein of cytochrome bc1 complex. Gene Ontology annotation, biological process: mitochondrial electron transport, ubiquinol to cytochrome c. The transcript is spliced from 4 exons. NCBI's taxonomy places the organism in Eukaryota, Fungi, Basidiomycota, Agaricomycetes, Polyporales, Laetiporaceae. The coding region runs from base 140 to 493 and encodes 117 amino acids. The record is from RefSeq and is a predicted model, not a curated record.
ACAAAACGCUGGACGACGAUUGGUCUGCUUACGUACCAAUUCAUCUCGGCAAUGAGCGAACCGGAACUAUGCGAAUAAACGCGAGUCUCUCCGUCCGCUAACCGGUCCUCAACGUCAACCUCGGUGCAGUCCUGCUUUCAUGAGUCUUUCGUCAUUUUUGUCGCCUUUCUUCCCCGUCGCGCACGCCGACGCGCCGGAGGAAAAGGAGCCCGAGGAGAAGCAGGCGGUCGAGGAAAAGGCGGAGGAGGAGGAGGAAGAGGAGGAGGAGGAGCCCGAGGAUAUCAUGCCUGCGCUGCGUGAGGAGUGUGAGAACAGCGCGAGAUGCGUGGCAGCCACGAAGCACUUUCAGCAAUGCGAGGAGAGGGUAAACUCGGGCAAGGGCUUCGAACAUGAGGACUGCAUCGAGGAAUUGUACGUUACCGAACAACAUAAUUGCAUGAUGCACUGCGUAGAUGACUGCGUCGCGCCGAAGCUUUUCGCCAAGCUCAAGUGA